AUGUCUUACCCUCCGGAAACCCCAACAUACAGUCAAAUCGCCUGUAUUGGCACAGGCCUAUCGGCGAUUGCCCUUGGUGCAACUCUGCAGAGAUGGUACAAGUUUGACGACAUCUGCUUCUUUGAUCGGCACUCGGAAAGUGGUGGGACAUGGCACAUCAACUCGUAUCCAGGCUGUGCGUGUGAUGUUCCCGGUGCUCUAUACAGUUACUCUUUCGAGUUGAACCCCAACUGGACCAAGGUGAUGCCGUCAAGGGAUGAAAUCAAGCAAUAUCAUCAUGACGUUCUGAACAAGUAUUGCUUGAGGGACAAAAUCAGACAUUCGGUGGAAGUCAUCAAGUGUAUAUGGAUGGAGGAAGCCGACCGAUGGGUUCUCUACAUGCGGGAUGUGAACACUACCGAACUCUAUACACAUGAAUGUCAGAUUCUCUUUGCUGCCACUGGCCGCCUGGUCGAACCUCGUCCUUGUGAGAUUGUUGGGGCGGAAACAUUCCAUGGUUCGAUCUUCCAUUCUGCGCGAUGGAAUCAUGGUGUCGAACUAGAGGGCAAGGACGUGAUUGUUAUAGGGAAUGGAUGUUCCGCUACACAAAUCGUCCCCGCCAUUGUAGGAAAAGUCAAGUCGUUGACCCAGAUCAUCCGAUCGCAACAAUGGGUUUUCCCGGCCGCAAACUUUGAAUAUGGACCGUUCCUUCAAUGGGCCUUUCGCCACGUUCCGUUCGCUAUGAGGCUGUAUCGUUUGCGACUUUUUAUUCGUGCUGAAAAGGACCUUCGCCUGUUUCCGAUGACUAAAGCUGCAGCAGAACUGAGACAGGAGUGUCGGAUUCAAGUGGAUGGUUACAUGCGGGCGGUUGCGCCUGGCAAAUACCAUGGUAUUCUCAUACCUGACUUUGAUGUUGGCUGCAAGCGGCGUGUAUUCGACUGUGGAUAUCUCCAGUCUUUAAACAACGACAAUGUCGCCCUGACCAAUGCGAAGAUCGAGCGAAUCCUCCCAGAGGGGAUAGAGACAGAUCAAGGACUCAUCCCAGCAGACGUGAUAGUCCUGGCAACUGGGUUUCGGACCAACCAAUUCGUCUCGUCUAUCGAUGUCAUUGGUCGCGAUGGAAGAACCCUCACCGAGCACUGGUCUCAAUAUGGAGGACCGGCGGCGUAUAACUGUUCCGCCGUCAACCGCUUUCCCAAUUUCUUUAUGCUGUCGGGUCCGAACGCAGCAACCGGCCAUACGUCUGCGUUGAUGGCAAUAGAGAACUCCGUGAAUUAUGCUCUCCGUAUCUUAAAACCCGUAUUGGAAGGCACAGUAUCUGCCGUGGAGAUCAAGGAGGAGGCCGAGCAGGUGUAUGUUCAUCAGGUGCAGGAGGCAUUAAGCAAGCAGGUCUGGAGCGUAGGCUGUGUGUCAUGGUAUAAGAAUGACAGAGGAUGGAACUCGAUGACUUAUCCAUGGACCCAAGGCCACUACUGGUGGCGCAGCCUCUUUCCCACUUGGUCGGAUUGGGACUUCAAGGUUAGUGCCUGCACAGAAAGAGAAUACCGUUCAACUGAUCAAUUAUUGAAGCGAGCGAAGGGUACGAAGAGGACACGGAUGUGGUUCAGGCCUCUUUCUAUUCUCCUGCUUGGAGGUGGUCUUUUGGGUGGUCUGAUGUAUGGUGCCACAUUCAAGAGAGUGCCUGAAAGCUACUUCAGUAUCUGCUCCACGAUAUCAUGCGAAAGUACCAACUCGUAUGGACGGCUGCUCAUGUUCUGA
Messenger RNA from Aspergillus ibericus CBS 121593, 1737 nucleotides. Its product is annotated as flavin-containing monooxygenase. Lineage: Eukaryota; Fungi; Ascomycota; Eurotiomycetes; Eurotiales; Aspergillaceae. The record is from RefSeq and is a predicted model, not a curated record. Bases 1 to 1737 code for a protein of 578 amino acids. The transcript is spliced from 6 exons.